ACAAAUAUUCAGAUUGUUAUAAAAUUAAAAUAAUCAAAAUCCAAACAUUAUAGUAGUAGUAGUUUUUUCCCAGAUUAUCUUUUCACAAGGAAAAAUCACCUACUGUCAAAGAUAAAAUACAGUUGUAUUAUGUUCAAUUAUAGGAAAUACUAUGUUUAAAGGAUGAAUAGAGAAGAUGGGGAUGGAGUAAGGUGUUCGCAGGUCUAGUCUGGAGAUGCACUGCUUUUCUUCCUCGCCAUUAAAGUUAGACAAAAGAAACCUUUUCUACUCCAAGAAUCAAACCCAGCUAAUCCACCUCCUCUUUAUUCUGAUUCCUCUACAUUCAACAAGGAUAUAUACUCAAAGCCUACACAGUUCCGACAUCCAUUCAUUCCCAAGAAACAGCCAUGGCCAAGAACAUGGAUUUCCUUGUAUGUCUGCUAAUCAUGGCUCUGGACAUCAUAGCCGGGGUUCUUGGCAUACAGGGCGAGGUUGCUCUGAACAAGGUUCAAAACCUGAGGGUAUGGAUAUUCGAGUGCCGGGAUCCCAGCUACGAGGCUUUCAAACUUGGGCUGGCUGCGGUGGUGAUGCUGUGCCUGGCACACAUUGUAGCCAAUCUGCUGGCGGGAUGCGUCUUCAUCAGCUCCAAAGAAGAACUCGACAGGGCUUCACCUAAUAAGCAACUCGCUGCUGCCUCCCUCAUGAUGUCAUGGAUUAUGUUGGGGAUUGCAUUCAUCCUGCUGAUAUCGGGAGUGUUGUCAAACUCGAAAACAAGAAAGAACUGUGGGAUGAGCCAUCAGCAGCAGCUGUCGAUUGGAGGGAUCCUGUGUUUCAUUCAUGGACUGUUUGCGGUUGCCUAUUAUGUAUCUGCAGCUGCUGUUCUUAGAGAUGAACGGAAUCCGCAUCAACAACACAACCACGCCCACCAACCCAAACCAGAUCAGCAACCACUUCCUGCCUGAUUUUUCACAUCUUCCACAUUCCUUUCUUGGCCUUGAUGUUUACCAAUAGUUCAAUUGAUUUUCAACCAACUAGUAAUCUUUACAUAUGAUUCUUUCUUUUCAUUCUGGAGAAUGACAUUCUGACCUUACAUAUCUAGUAUAGUAUUUAUAUGCAGCUCAGAUCAUUAAUAUGCUAUGCUUUUCUGCACAUCAAGACCAAAAAGUUUAGCUGCCCAAAAGAUAUAACUGAAAUGAUUACAUACAUAUGAACAAAACACGAUGAACAAUCAAAAUAUUUUAAUGAACUAAUCAAUUCCAAGAACCUGCCUUUCACCAAAUCAUCUUCCAAAUUUGGUCCCAACCAUGCUAUGGCCUAUGGUAACUCAUCAGGCCACAUGCAUCAAAAAAUGAUCAAACUAUGUUCCAAGGCUGUGAAAGAUUACUAUAUCCCAUAGUCAAAAUCCCUAACUAGAAGGCAGCACUUGAAGAAAAGAUGAUAGAAAGGAAGAGAACAAGAAAGUUCCCCAAAUCAAGACAACAUAAUAAGCCAGAUGAGUAAACACACAGUUAAACAAAAGAAAUAACUACUCAUUCAGAGUGAAAAUAAGGAAGUAUAUAUUUCCAGUGAAACUAUGAACUUUCUACAAGACCAACUAGCCAAACUGCCAUUGGCUAAUCGAUAGAUACUGAAUGAGUCAUUAAACAAUGGAGUUCGAUAGCAAAACAUAUCUAGAAGCCAACUAACAAAGAUUAAUCAGUUGUCAUAAACACAAUAUAACGGAAAAUCCUUACAAUUUAUAAGAACAAUUCAGAAGAAAAAAAUUAACCAUCCUGCACCUCAGGU
Salvia splendens (bonfire salvia) is the source of this 1764-nucleotide messenger RNA. RefSeq lists its product as uncharacterized. Lineage: Eukaryota; Viridiplantae; Streptophyta; Magnoliopsida; Lamiales; Lamiaceae. The record is from RefSeq and is a predicted model, not a curated record. The transcript has 3 exons. Bases 387 to 941 code for a protein of 184 amino acids.